CUCUCUCUCUUUCUCUCUCUCUCUCUCAUCAGUCGACCAUCAUUCACCUGUCUGUACCAGGGCGGCCGCGUCUCGUGUCAGCUCCAACUCCGAGAAGUAUCAUAUGCUGUCAGGCCAGGGCUCAAACUUCAGAGACAUCGCCAUCCGGACCACCCUUGCACCAUAAUAUCAACUCAGCUCAACUCAACCGAGGGCCUGAGGCAUGUCAUUUGACUGAUCCUCUCACUCGCUCACUCUCACUCUCGCCCACACACACACACUCUCUCUCUCUCCCGGGGUCCAGCUGCCAAGAUGGCCAUAUCAUCUCUUUCGAUGCCGUCAACUUCGUGCAAUGAGCAGUACCGCACUCAGGCCUGAGACGGAGUGUGGACAUUGGCAUACUCAUAGUCUCAUACUGACUGCCAUUGAUGACACCUGCUCCUGGCCUGGCUACCGACCAACCCGACAACCUCAGGCAACGGAACCUUCGCGGAUCGCCCGGUAGCGCUGACGGUGUGAGCCUGUGAGGUACAGUAUGUGUGUGUGCACAUACUCCACCAAGAUAACCACUUUCUGCUCAGGAUGAUGGAUGACCACUGAGAUCGGGCAUGGAGGUAAUGUAGUAUUAGACAAUUACCUUGCCUCCUUGCCUCCUAGGAGGUAGACUGCUGAGUUGCAUCUUCCGGUUCCGACUUACGAGAGCACAGGCCCGGCAAUUGUUCUUUUUGCAACUGCCGAAGUCUCCAAGGCCUGCUGCAAGAUCCCAUGAACACGUGAACCUUUUGUGAACUUCGGCACUUCACAAUUCCCUACAUACACUCUCCAGGAGGCGCAACAGACACUCUCAACAUGUUCGCCAUCAUCAAGGAUCCCGCCCUGAAGCGUCGGGGAUGGCGCGGAUGCUGUUGGCUCUACUUAUAAUAGUUUGCAAUUGCCAUCUGCCGGUGCGCAUACUACCCGUCAAGCAUUCGGGCCCAGGCCAACCAUAUAGGUAUAAAAGGUAAGCCAUACACAUAUUCGUGUCAUCUUCCUUUCCAAGAGACUCUCCGCGAAUUCAACAUGCUCGCAACCGAAGUGCUCAGUCUCCUCUUGGCCCAUUGGGUCUUGGUCCUCCUCUCUGGCCUUGCUGUCUUCCUCAUUCGGAAUAAAUACUACAACGGCCUGCACAAGUAUCCCGGCCCAUGGCUGGCAGCCUACACUAACUGGUGGCGAUAUUUCGACGUUCGAGCAGGUCACCCGGAGAAGACACAUAUUGCACUGCAUCGGAAACAUGGCGACAUUGUGCGAUUGGGACCCAAUGUGUUGUCUUUUGCAGACCCUCGAGUGAUCAAGACCAUCUAUGGCCUGAACAAAGGCAUGACCAAGUCAGACUUCUAUCCUAUUCAACAGGCAGUGGCAAAGGGAGAACGACUGCAGUCACUGUUCAGCACACAAGAUGAAGAUUACCACGCCAAGUAUCGCCGCUGCGUCAACAACGCCUUUUCCAUGUCGAGCAUGGUGGGCUACGAGCCACUGGUGGACUCUACGAUGAAUGCCUUUAUUGAACAAACUCGCAAACGAUAUGCCGACUCGGGCCGCAGCUGCCGAUUCUCGAAAUGGGUGCAAUUCUUCGCAUUCGAUGUCGUCGGAGAGCUGACAUGGAGUAAGCGCCUGGGCUUCGUGGAGCGCGAUGAGGACGUGGACGGAAUCGUUGCAUUUGUGGGCGCUUUCCUCGCAUACGCUGCCCCCGUGGGCCAGGUGCCCUUUAUCGAUCUGAUCUGGGAGAAGAAUCCGCUCCGACUCAAGCUGCAGAAAUGGGGAGUCUACAAAAAAGUCUUCGCCGUGACGAAAUUUGCGCUGGAACAGUCUGCAGACCGAGCAGCAGAAAUGGAAAAGAUCAAGCAGAAUGGCCUGGUGGACGAGCAAUCUGGCCGGCCCGUGGACCUUUUGAUGAAAUUCACCCAAGCCCAGCACGACCACCCACAAUUCAUGACCGACAAACAAGUUCUUUCCUCUUGCACGAGUAUGAUCUUCGCCGGAUCGGAAACCACGGCCAUCAGCUUGAGCAGCGUCUUCUACCACCUCAUCAAACAUCCCCGUGUCUACCACAAACUCAUGAAGGAGCUCGACGAAGCCGCACAGAACGGCAUCAUCGCCGAACGCGAAUACGCCAAAGUCAGCUGGUCCGAAGCCCAAAAACUCCCCUAUCUCGACGCCGUCAUCCAAGAAUCCUUCCGCAUGCACCCUGCACCGGGCCUCCUCCUCGAACGCGUCGUCCCACCCCAAGGCAUGGAAAUCUCCGGCGAACACAUCCCAGGAGGCACCAUCGUCGGCUGCAACCCCUGGGUCGUACACCGCCGCCCCGAAGUCUUUGGCGAAGACGUCGAUACCUUCCGCCCGGAGCGAUGGAUCGAAGCCUCCACGAAUCAACUCAAAGAAAUGAAAGGUACCAUGUUGCAAUUUGGUUCGGGAGCGAGAACGUGUAUUGGGAAAAAUAUUUCUCUCCUCGAAAUGUAUAAGCUCGUUCCGACAUUUUUGCGGAAUUUUGAGGUUUCCAUGGCGGAGAAGGAUGGCGAGUGGAGUACGAAGAAUGCGUGGUUUGUGACGCAGGAGUUUCACACGAAAAUUCGACCGAGGACGACGACGACGAUUGCUGCGCAGAGUGGAUGAUGUUUAGAUACCUAGGCAGGGCGGCAACUUUUUUUUACGUUGUUUGUGAUAAAGAAGAAGAAGAUCAAGAAGAG
Messenger RNA from Sphaerulina musiva SO2202, 2702 nucleotides. Its product is annotated as cytochrome P450. Lineage: Eukaryota; Fungi; Ascomycota; Dothideomycetes; Mycosphaerellales; Mycosphaerellaceae. The coding region runs from base 1039 to 2628 and encodes 529 amino acids. Gene Ontology annotation, molecular function: oxidoreductase activity, acting on paired donors, with incorporation or reduction of molecular oxygen; heme binding; iron ion binding. The transcript is spliced from 2 exons. The record is from RefSeq and is a predicted model, not a curated record.